AUGAGGUACCAAAAUUGGGACGUCCUCAUCUUCCCUCUGGUUGGAGACUCGAAGACUCCACUGCAGGAGUUUGGGACCGCUUGUACCGUCAAUCAAGACCCUCACGUCGUUCCCUUCCAAAGCCCUUCUGCUCAUCCAGCCUACUUGACCGUCGUGAGGGCCCCGUUGCCGACUGUCUCAUGCUUUAUACCUAGUCUCCCGCCUGGGUCCCCAUUUCGAGUGUCGUUACAUAGCUGGUCCACACCAACGGUUAGCCGUGGGAGUGUGGCUAGAGCUCCUCAACAGAGCAUGGUGGGGUUCGAGGCAAAGGUCGUGCUUGAUGGCGUCUGCAUUGCGUUUGUCACCGUGCUUCUCGUUUUGCUCCCUACUAUGAGUUGGCUGACGGACGAUGGCAGAGGUGCCUUGUUGAAUAAGGAUCCUCCUUGGCCUCAGAUGAUUGAUAUGUGCUCUCACACGGACAAGGAUGGCAACCACGACCAGCUUCGAUUUCCUCCAUUCCAUACAGAGGUACUGACGCAGACUUGGGCCAGUCCUGCUCAGGACAUGGGAAGAAUCAAGAUCGUCAUCACUGAAGGGAUCAACCAUGGGCCAGGAGUGUCGGCGUUUGAGAGAACAAAGAACCUAGUCUCGUUCUCUUUUCAGCAUGCUCCUUUACAUAUACUGGAGAAUUGUGGCAUCGCUUGGCCAAACCAAGGAUUGUACUUUCAGGCUGCGCAGCAAUUCCACCACGUAUCGUCGCCUCACACGCAAGCAGCAGAUCCGGAUAUGCAUGCCCAUUCUCCACGCCGCCGGAAUGCAUCACUGGUCAGUACCCGUGCAAAGCUCAAUCCAGCAAUAGGCCCAUUACCGAAUCCGGUACCCGGAUUUCGUCCUCUUGGACUCCACGAUGAUGAUCCUUUCCGUUCCCAGCAUGGCCCAACGCCUGGACCGUUCACUGGUGCAGCGAAUCUCUACAAUUACCGAAACCCAUGGAGCAGUAAUACUACGACCUCAGGUGAUAUUUCUAUGAAAGACCGGUCUCGCUCUACUUCAGACAGCUAUGACGAACCGAUGCCAGAUGUCACUCGUCCUCCGUCACCGGCGAAUAGCCGCCGCAGCCAUCCUAUGCCCGACUACUCUCGCCCUCACUCACUAGCAAGCAGUCGCCAGGUCUCCUGGUAUACAGGUGAAGAUUCGGGUGCAACGAGAGUUUCUCACCUUGGCUACGUGGGGGAAAACGCGGGAAUCGACGAACAAGUGAGCGAAAGCCUAUUCAGUGACUUGAUGACUCGGUUGAGUCCCCGAGAAUUCUCAGCCAACAGCGGCAUUUCUGCUCCAUCAAAUACCAGAGUCAACAGUGCAGCCAACACACCCCCAGGAAAAUCUUCAAUGGCGGCGGAGCUUAGAGGCGUCUCGUAUACCGGCAUGCCUCGUUCCGUGUCUGUCACAACACGAGACCCUCCACCCUCAUUCAAUACACGUAUAGCAUCGAAUAACAGCAUCAACCCUGGCUCUGACAACCCCACGUCAGCUUCUCGCCAGUCAGAGAUCAACGAUGCAAUCGCCGAAGAAACUGAGGACAGAACCAACAAAAGGCCUGUUGGAAGGCCCGCAGGGAACGUGAAAAGCAGAAAGGAAGGCCGGACCAGCGAGAUGGGCCUUGAAGUACCGAGUACCAAAUCUCAGAGCCGAGCAUCUGCGCCUUCCGCUAGUGCUCUAGGCAAAGAGAACAGUGGAAGCGCCAAUGGUGAGAAGUCCGGCGAGGGGAAGCGGAAAAGAACGACCAAAGUUGCUGCGUCGAAGGGCAAUUGGAAGGAUGGACUUGACAAUCCAGACAGCUCUCCAACGAGGAAGCUCUCAAAGCUGAGUCCAGGAGAUACAAUGCACCCCGAAAAUGAGAUCGACGACUUGACGGAAGAAGGGGUUGUCAUGAGGGUCCCGCUAGGAGAACUCGACAACAUCAUGUGA
Letharia columbiana is the source of this 1947-nucleotide messenger RNA. RefSeq lists its product as uncharacterized. The transcript is spliced from 6 exons. NCBI's taxonomy places the organism in Eukaryota, Fungi, Ascomycota, Lecanoromycetes, Lecanorales, Parmeliaceae. Bases 1 to 1947 code for a protein of 648 amino acids. The record is from RefSeq and is a predicted model, not a curated record.